UAGGUGCAAGCUCAGAGAGAUCAAUUGGAGGGAUGAAUAUCAUGAUAUUUUUGGCAUAUGCACUCGAUCCUAUGAAGGCUUACCAAGAUUCAUGACACAGAAGCAGCCAGUGCAGAAUAGUCCUGGCUGUGGGGUGAAGAAAGAAUUGAAGGUGACAACACAACUUGAACUCAUAGAGGGCAGACUUGAUGAAUCUGCCACAUACUACUUGUUGCAGUGGGCCCAGCAGAGAAAAGAUUCCAUUCAUCUGUGCUGUAGGAAGCUAAAGAUUCAGGGCUCAACCAAAGCCACAUUCAUAGAAUUCUUCAACUUUUUACAUUCAGACUGUAUACAAGAUCUGCAGCUACUUCGUCUUCGUAUAGAAGAUUUGGCUUUUCUUAAUCCCUACCUGAGACAGAUGAACAAUCUUCUCAAUCUCAAACUAUGUUAUAUCUCAGAUACCCUAAGUGAUUCCAAAAUGUCUCAACUUCCCACAUUCCAGUGUCUGAAGAGAAUCCAUGUACACGAUGUCUCCUUUACAUAUGGCAACCUGAAGGAACUCCUCAGGUGCCUGAAGAAACCCUUGGAUUCACUUAGCAUCAUUUACUGUAACCUCUCACAGUCAGACUUGGAUUUCCUGCCCUAUUGCCUAAAUAUUUUUGAGCUCAAAUCGCUAAGCCUUGCUUAUAUUAAUUUAUGUUAUUUACACCUUGAGCCUCUCAGGUUUUUCCUUGAGAGAGUUGGAC
Grammomys surdaster is the source of this 725-nucleotide messenger RNA. RefSeq names its product oogenesin-3-like. The transcript has 2 exons. The record is from RefSeq and is a predicted model, not a curated record. Gene Ontology annotation, cellular component: cytoplasm. The annotation marks the transcript as partial. Lineage: Eukaryota; Metazoa; Chordata; Mammalia; Rodentia; Muridae.